This is a messenger RNA of Didymodactylos carnosus, 612 nucleotides long. The record is from the annotation of a GenBank genome assembly. Lineage: Eukaryota; Metazoa; Rotifera; Eurotatoria; Philodinida; Philodinidae.
AUGGCAGCAGGAUAUGAAACAACAUCAACUGCUUUGGCCUAUGCAACGUAUGAACUUGCCAGACAUCCAGAAGUUCUCCACAAACUUCAGGCUGAAAUUGAUCAACUUCCAUUAGACAAUGAUGAUAUGUCCAACGAAGAGACAAAAAAAUAUCUCGAUUAUGAUAUAGUCGCUCAGAUGAAUUACAUGGACAUGUUCGUUUCUGAGGUCUUGAGAAUGUAUCCCAUUGCAAAUACAGUCAUUCAAAGACGUGCCUCCGAAGAUACGGUCGUACAAGGAAUUCAAAUUAAAAAAGGUACCCUAGUACAGGCUGAUGUCUAUUCGGUCCAUUAUGAUCGUGAACUUUGGGGUCCUGAAGAUCCGUACGUCUUCUUUCCUGAGCGUCAUCAAACAAAACGUCAUCCAAUGGCUUAUCUACCGUUUGGAGCGGGACCACGACAUUGUAUUGGCAUGCGCUUUGCAUUGAUCGAGAUGAAGAUUCUACUAGUGAGACUACUUCGCGAGUAUUCAAUUCUGCCAGGUGAACAUCUCGAAAGCAAAUUCAACAUCCGUGAACGGGCAGUCAUCACACCGGAAGAAGUUUGGGUCAAACUAGUGAAAAGAAGUGAUUGA